Messenger RNA from Alternaria rosae, 1052 nucleotides. Its product is annotated as tubby C-terminal-like domain-containing protein. Bases 327 to 914 code for a protein of 195 amino acids. The transcript is spliced from 3 exons. NCBI's taxonomy places the organism in Eukaryota, Fungi, Ascomycota, Dothideomycetes, Pleosporales, Pleosporaceae. The record is from RefSeq and is a predicted model, not a curated record.
UGGCAUUCUCAUGACAUCGUUCUCAGUUGGCCAGCCGCGCUCAGCCCCACCCGUGCUUGCCUAACCGUAAGCACCGCCCCAAGAUCGACGGUGAUACCGCCUAGCGUCACGUAAGGCUUCCCAGAUGGACAGGAUUAAAUGCCAGUGCCUACACCAGACUCAUACCUAUUGCUCUUACUAUCUGACUCUCAACGCCGGAACAUCACUCUAUCCUACACUACCUACCAUCUGCGUAGCUAUCCCUAACCUUUGACGAUAGACAACAGCAGCAGCAGCAACCCCAACAUCAACAUCACCAGCCUUCCAACCAACCAACACUACCAACCAUGGCCCUCGCACCAGCCCCUCAGCCCAUUGGCGUAUUCCCGCAAUUCUUCGCCGCAGGCCCAGAGACGCUCGUGCUGAAAGAAAAGGUCAUGUCCCUCAGCGGCGACAGCUUCAGCAUCAAGCUCGCAAACGGCACGCCCGUGCUCAAAGUCGAAGGCAAAGUCAUGAGCCUGACUGGCCGCAAGAAGAUGUUUGAUAUGCAGGGUAACCAUCUGUGCAGCAUUGUCAAAGAGCAUUUUCACAUCCAUUCUACAUAUGUGGUUGAGAGUGCCAAUGGCGAGAAGAUUAUGGAGGUGAAGAGCAGUUUCAAGUUAUUUGGAAGCAAAGCAACAGCAACAUUCACAUCGCAAAACGGCAAGCAAGAAAGCCUCACCAUGAAAGGUGACUUUUUCGAUACUCAAGCUGAUAUCCUGGACGAGGCGCAAGGAGGCCUGGUCGUCGCCCGCAUCGACCGCAAGCUCCUCAGCGGCAAAGACAUAUUCUUCGGGCAGCAAACCUACGGCGUCCAAAUCGCGCCUGGGGUCGACAUGGCGCUCAUCGCCGCACUGUGCAUCUGUCUCGAUGAGAAGAACAACGAGGGGUCAUAGGGGAACUCGUCGCGGAGCAAGAGGAAGAAUGUGCCGGUUUUGCUUUCUGUGGCGAACAGGGCGACCAAAGGGAGGAGUAGUACGUGGAUGAAUCAGGCGACUAAGGGGAAGAGUGGGACUUGGUUUGAGAGGGUGGAG